AUGUCAAUGUUUGGAAUGGGUCGUCCUCAGCCAUCCUCGCAAGAGAAGAUUGCUGCUGCUGAGCAAGAGAUGGAUCUUAUUACUGAUAUGUUCAACAAACUUACUCAAGCCUGCAUCAAAAAGUGUAUCCCCAAGGAAUACCGCGAGGGCGAACUCAACAAAGGCGAGGGUGUUUGCAUCGAUCGAUGUGCAGCAAAAUUCUUUGACGUACAGAUGAAGAUCUCGGAGUUGUUACAAGCAGAGGCAGCAGCUAAAGGAGCUGGUGGUGGAGGUGGAUUUGGAGGUGGUGCCUUUGGAGCGUAA
Messenger RNA from Sclerotinia borealis F-4128, 303 nucleotides. The record is from the annotation of a GenBank genome assembly. Lineage: Eukaryota; Fungi; Ascomycota; Leotiomycetes; Helotiales; Sclerotiniaceae.